Vombatus ursinus (common wombat) is the source of this 2290-nucleotide messenger RNA. RefSeq names its product SH2 domain-containing protein 6-like. The record is from RefSeq and is a predicted model, not a curated record. Bases 133 to 1245 code for a protein of 370 amino acids. Gene Ontology annotation, cellular component: cytoplasm. NCBI's taxonomy places the organism in Eukaryota, Metazoa, Chordata, Mammalia, Diprotodontia, Vombatidae. The transcript is spliced from 16 exons. Gene Ontology annotation, biological process: intracellular signal transduction; cell surface receptor protein tyrosine kinase signaling pathway.
GGAUUCCUUCCCCUGCGGCUUGGAGAGAUGCAAAUCUCGGGAACAAUAGGGCGGCUGUUCCCCUGGUUCUACCUCCACUGAAAAGAUCAGGGCUGGAGCCUCGGAGAGUCACUCGAUUCUCAGCUCCCCUACAUGGACAAACCCGGUGGAAACAAGACCCAGUCUCUGCCUCCCUUGCCACCCCCCAGAUCACUGGGUAAGCACCAGAGGGGAGAGAAACAUCCAGUUUCCCCAUCUUGGAAAGAGGAAGCUCUCAUGUCGCCUUCCUCUGGUUCUCCUGGGCUCCUGAGCCAAUGGGAUGCUGAGGAGGAAGAUGAUGGAGAUGCAGAAUAUGAGCUUCCUCCUUGUGAAUCCCUGCCCCUCAAGAUGGCCCCUGCCUGUCCUCUCCCCCUGGAGAAGAACGAGCUCUAUCUGGAUCGAUCCAUCACCCCUGGACCUGUCAAGCCAGUGCUCCAGCCCCCCGCGCUGCUGGCUGCCCUGAGCCUACAGGAGGCCGUGGGUGGAGGAGACCACUCGGGUAGAAAAGAUCUGACUGUAUCUGGAGGCACAGGUCUAGCUGGAGAAGAGGACUCCGAGGAAGCCAUUUACCUGGAACCCAUUCGAGACCAGGCCUUGGAUUCCCAGGCCCCACCACCCCCAACCAUGAUCCCAAGACCAACAGUGACCCCUAGAUCUGCCUACAAGCCCACUUCUGUCCCCCAGGAAGCUCGGAGUGGGACAAAAGACAUGGCUUGCAAUGCCGCUCUGUGUAAUCCCCUUCCUCCAGCUGGGAGGAAACCACCCAAGGAGAAUACCCCUGCGGAUGAGGAGGCCAGCAUGCUGAGUCAGCCCUGGUAUUCCGCACACUGUGACCGCCAUACUGUUGAGAAUGCCCUUCUCCACCUCCAAAAGGAUGGCACCUACACUGUUCGGCCCAGCUCAGACUCCCAAGGACUGAAGCCCUUCACCCUGGCUGUGUUCUUCCAUGGCCAUGUCUACAAUAUUCCCAUCUGGUGGCUAGAUGCCAGGCUACAAUAUGCGCUAGGUCGGGAGGGCAAGAACUCUGAAAAGAUUACAACCAGACCACUUCGGCCCAUCCUGUGCGAAUCUCAGCCUCAUCGAUCCAAACGCUGGGGGAGCACGACGACAAGCUUUUGUUCAUGGGGAGAAGGGACCAGGGUGGCCAGAGUCCCUGCAGCCUUGCUCAGGAGCCUGGCAGUGUGUGUGCACAGGGGCCUUGCCUCAGUGGUUCCAUUGAGCAAAUAGUCACUUCUCUACCCACGGAGCUCUGAUUCUGCUUUCCUCAGUACUGAAGUAAUAAUAGCUGACAGUUAUAUGGCCCAUUAAGGUUUCCAAAGUCCUUCCCCUACAUCCGCUCAUCAAACCCUUGCCACACCCUGGGGAGGGAUUGUUAGACCCAUUUUAUAGAAGAGCAAACAGGCUCAGAAGAGUUAAACAACUUGAUUAUGGUAAGUGUCUGGGUGGAAUUUGAAUCCAGACCUCUGCUCUGAGGUCAAAGGUCCUGGGUUAAAAUUCUAGCUCUUAGGCCAAUCACUUACCCUCCUUUGUCCUCAGUUUCCUCAUCUGUAAAAUCAGGCAUUUGGAUUAGUGUCCCGAAGAGGGCCCCUCCCUGCUCUAAAUCUGGGAUUCUGUGGCUCCAAGCCCAGCUCUCCUUCCUCUACCCCUGUGGGAGAGCCAGAUUUUAUAAAAUGGAACUGUGGCUUCAUGGCAUUAGGAAUCUUCUCUGCUUUGGAUCCUGGCCUUGGAGAGAACAGUUUGAGGCAUUCACCAGCUUGCUCAAUGACACAGCCAGUAGAUGCUGUCAGAAGGAGGACUGGAACUCGGGUCCACUUGACUCGCAGACCAGCUCUCCCCCUAUCCCAUCACCGGACAUCAAUACCUCAGGCCGUUCCCUGGACCGGCACGGGCACGGCUGGUCCGAAAGGAAGGCUCAUCCCUGAAAGGCCAGUUGAGAGCAGGGUGUGCUGAGGCCCAGGAGUGGGUAGAUGAGCCUCAGGGGGGACAAACGUCAUCCCAGACAUCCCCAUGAGAUGGGCCAAAGGCUCCCAGUGUAAAGUCAGAGCCAGUGACAGAAUCUAGGAAUCGAUGUCAAUACAUGGGGAGAACCGACUUCAUCACUGACACACCCAGACAGAGAUACGCACAUUCUACCAGCUUACACCCACCCACCCACACACAUCACACAUCCCACCAGUACAUAACACCACCAGAACCAACACACACCACCGAUUCACCAUAGCUCACCCACCCACCCAGCACACACACCCAAUAUACACGCUCCUAUGCACUA